Girardinichthys multiradiatus is the source of this 2903-nucleotide messenger RNA. RefSeq names its product leucine-rich repeat-containing protein 15. Lineage: Eukaryota; Metazoa; Chordata; Actinopteri; Cyprinodontiformes; Goodeidae. The record is from RefSeq and is a predicted model, not a curated record. Gene Ontology annotation, cellular component: plasma membrane. The transcript has 8 exons. Bases 452 to 1525 code for a protein of 357 amino acids. Gene Ontology annotation, molecular function: protein binding.
UGGUAACAGACUCAUGCCAGUCUCUAGUGAUUGAGCUUUUGUGUUUUUUUUUUUUUUAAGAGCUUUGACAAACCUUUCCUCCUUCUCAGGUUACUUUCAAGCCCUGGCUCUGUUUUUCAGUUUGUUUCCUGACUUCUGGAUCUAAGAUUCAAGCCUCCAGUUACCUUUUCAAGACAAACUCCAAGCUGGCAGCUUCCUGGCUCUGCGAUCAGCUGGCCACAAUCAUAAGCGAACCUUGUUGACCCUCCAAUGAGCUCACAACUUCCCAGAAACUUCCUUCAAGCAUCUAUAGACCUACUUAUCUUGGACAUAACCCUUUUCAGUCUCCUCUGGUCUCAUGCUCUUAGGCUCCACAUCUCUUUCCUCCUGGCGGUUCAAUCAUCUCCUCCAUAAAAAGCCUAUGGAGGAAACUUCUUACCAGACAUAGUGGAUCAACCACCAGAAAGUGAAGAUGCUGCCCUUGACACAGUUGAUGUUGGUUAUUCUUAGUAUGGUGCAGGCGGUGGCAAACUGCCCUGGUGUCUGCAAAUGCUCAAGGAAAUCUGGCCCAGAAAAGUCUGAAGUCAACUGUCACAAAAAGGGCCUUCGUACCUUUCCCUCCAAUCUUCCUUCUGACGCUUGGAUCCUCAAACUGGGUGAGAAUGGCAUCACAGAACUAAAGGCAAAUUCAUUAAAAUCAGUUCCCAAGAUUGAGAGCAUCAACCUGGAGCAAAAUACAAUCAAAUCCAUCCACCCCAAAGCAUUUUCUGGUGCAAAACAACUGAUGCUACUCAAUCUUUAUGGCAACCACAUCACAGUCCUCCCUCCACGGGGGUUUCAGGACCUCCUGAACCUUCGUUUUCUCAUGCUGGGCCAGAACCAGAUUGGCAUUCUCAAACCUGAGAUGUUUGCUGGCAUGAGGAACCUCUCGGAUCUUGACCUACCUUAUAAUGCCCUGACAGCACUUCCAUCUAAUGUCUUCAAACCUUUGAUUGCCCUGAAAGUUUUGGACCUUUCUCUGAAUCGUAUCCAAAGGAUCUCUCCUAAGGCUUUCACUGGACUCAGACAGCUCUUGUUCCUCAACUUGGACAAUAACAGUCUGAAAACUGUCCCAUCUGGAGCAUUCCGGCCGUUGCGAUCGCUGGAGAUGCUGGUUCUGGACAACAACCUCCUGUCAACACUGAGUCAGUCAGCUUUGGAUGGCCUUACCAACCUGCAGGAACUCUACCUGAGGAACAACGAGUUGGAGCAGCUGCCAUCUGGUGUGUUCAGCAACAUGCCCAAUCUUUCCCAGCUUGGACUCAGUGGAAAUCGCCUGAAGACAGUGGAUGGAAACAUGUUCAGCCAUAUGCCAGAGCUGAAGAAUCUAUACCUGCACAAUAACCCAUGGCAGUGUGACUGUAAUAUUAUCUCCUUGGUGAGGUGGAUGGGACAGACCAAGGCUACCAUGUCCCCACGGGAUGCCCUGAAAUGUGUGAGCCCGCCGCAGCUGAAAAACAAGAGCCUCAGCAGCCUUCAACCAGGGAAGCUGCAGUGUAAUGCUUAACGUCAAUAAACAGACCCCAGCAUCAGCUCUGAUCCGAGGAGAUACAGAUAUAAAUUAUUUCAUCAAAACUAAUUUACUACUUAGUUUUCUUUCCUGUACUAAGCUAGGGUGUGUGGAAUGUAUAUACCAGGAUCCUAUCUAAUGUAUUUUCUAUGUUUCGUAUGUGCCCUUAGAUUGUUAUAUUUAUAUUCUCAUCUAAAACCUCUGAGAUAAUACGUUGUUUCAGAUCCCAUGUAUGUUUUAUUGCUUUUCAGCAGCUUCUGCUUGGGGAAUGUUUCAGACACAUUCUCUUAUAGCAUUAAAUUCUCUUGGCUUCCAAUAAUAAAUAAGGUUUUAAUUGGACAAAGUGAGGACACUCUCCACCAAUGAAUACCAAGUCUGUUUCCUAAUCUCUUAAAUUCAGCUCUGAGACGGAACAUUAAUCUCAUAAUCUCAUAUUUCCCAAAGAAUCUAUGCAAGUAUGGAAAGUGAGGGAUUACAUGCACUAGGAUUACAUUAAUCACGUUUGAGAAGAUUUCCUUAAAUUUUUUAAAUGUGGAGCAGGAAGUUAAGGAAGUAAGCCUACUUAUUUGCUGUAGGGAAAUAAAACUAAAAUAAAAAUGGAGACAGUUAAUGUAAGGUUGUUCAAUCUGUUUCUUUUUUUUAUUAAAAACAAAGGGAAAAGGGACACCAAGCAAAUAUGUUGACAAUGGGAUUUAUUUGCAAAUUAAACCAUGAUUUAGAGUGAAAAGGGAGGUGAAUACAGCAUAAAAAUACAAUUAUUAAGUUAAGUCAAUCAGACUGAACUUUUUCACUUGUCACAUUACAACCCGAGCCUUUAAUGUAGUCUACUGGGAUUUUGUGAAACAGACCAAAGUAGCUCAUAAUUGUGAAGCGGAAAGAAAACGAUUCAAUGUUUUUAAUUUCUUUUGUCAUGAUUUGAAGGUUUUUGAGUUUUUUUUAAAUCUUGCUCAUGGUUUUCUUUAUUACCCAGGUGGGACUUUAUUAGUUUAUUCCUUAGUUUUAGUUUCUUACUCAUUCUUGUAUUUUGUUCUUGGUGCAAUUGAGUUCUGCUUUAUCUGUGAGACACUUCCUUAGGUUACAUUGUGUCCUUGUAUUUCUGUAUAAAUCCAGUCAUGUUUUGAUUUUACUCUCUCCAAUCAGCUUCAUUCAGCCCACCUGCUUCAUGUAAUCAGUCUCACUGCUUUCACCUGUGCCAUGCUCUACAUGUACACCUAUGUUCUGUUUACUCCUUGCUGGAGUAUCCUGUUUACCAUACCACACCUGUCCAAGACUGCUAUACUAAUGCCAAGUUGCUCAUGUUCAUGUCCAUGCUAUAUCCUGCCAUUUCAUGUCAAACUAUAAGUUUUUAUUUCUGUGAUUAAAUCUUUUGAAUUCA